Messenger RNA from Populus trichocarpa (black cottonwood), 2215 nucleotides. RefSeq lists its product as uncharacterized. The record is from RefSeq and is a predicted model, not a curated record. Bases 186 to 1700 code for a protein of 504 amino acids. Lineage: Eukaryota; Viridiplantae; Streptophyta; Magnoliopsida; Malpighiales; Salicaceae. The transcript is spliced from 6 exons.
CACAAUGGGAUUUUUGUUAAAAAAAAAAACAGGAGAGAAGCGGAGGAGCCAAGAGAACAAACAAAACCCAUUAGAUUAGAAUGGAAAAUUUGGGUUCUUUACAACAAUUCAAUCAAGAAACACGAACAGUGUGAUUUUUUGUUGUUGAAGGGUUCUUCUUCAUCACUUACGAAAGAAACCAUAAAAUGGAUCCUAUUAAUAAGGCUAGAGAUCACUGGGCAUUUCUGGAAGAAAUUGAAGCACCAAUUUGGGUGGAUUUUUUGGUAGAAGCAAAGUCUAACUACCAAGAUGUAGAUGAUGAGUGGUUUAGAACUAGCCAUCCGUUCCACCAAUGUUCUUCUGGCCAGUUAAAAGCUGCGUUUGCUUAUUCUGGUGAGAAGAGUACAUCUUCAGAUUUUGAGUGUAAGGGAUCAUUUUCCCCGAAUAUUCCAUCCUCUGUCUCAAGAUCAAGGGGCAAACAUUAUGCAAGCAAGAAAUGGGGAGGAGGUGGUCACGAUAUUUCAAUGAAUAAGCAGCAUCCAGUUAAGGUGUUAAGUAAGUCUUCGAGGGUGAAUUCAGAACCCAAUGACAAAAUAAAACCCAAACUAAGCUUAGUAAAUUCUAAAGGAACUUCUAGGUCAAAAGCAAGUGUGGUUUCUGGGAAGAGCUUCACUCGAAAUGCUAAGGAAACUGAUUUAGAAGCCAAAUCUGGUCAAGGUGGUACAGAAAGUAGUUUGAAUUCUCUGGUGGUUAAGGCAGCUGAAAGCAAUACAAGUACUGUUACAUCUGAGAGAGAUCAUCAAGCAAAGCAAAGGAACCUAGAAGUAUCAAGUCGAGGAUUUGAUCACGCAAGUGGGCUUUUGUCAGCUGUCAGGAAUGGUCUCAGGAAAAGCUUUGUUACAAGAAAAGCAUCAAGGGUGGAGAUUAAUGAUGAGAAUAAGCAAUUAAGAGAUCGCAAAUCUUCAUCCAGCAAAUCUAGUUGGGGAUCAUCGUCAAACCCUGGUUACGAUGCUAAGAGCUCAACACUUGCGUUCAAAGAACAAACUCCAGAUAGCAGAAAUGUGGCAAGGAUGACUGAAGCAGCGAGGAAGAAAACAAAAGAUUCUGACAUGUCCAGGGCUUCUGAUGUUCGAGUUAAGGAGAAGGUCUUUAAUUCUAGAAAGGGAGGUAUAAGUAAUGUUGCAAAGUCAGCUUCCCUAGAAGCUCUGAAAUCAAAGGUCCAGAACCAGACCCUUCGUGUAAAAGCGUUGGCAGACCAUAGAGGUAAUGAACUACACCCAUUACCUGGUACCGCAAAAGCUAAGGAGAAGGUGAGAGUCGGCGGGAUCAACAAAUUGGUUGGCCCUGGAAAAGAAAACGUGACAGGAAAAGCUUCCUUGAGCUUGAAUUGCAGCAGCAGAGGGACUAAACUGAAUGUGCCACAAAAGGGUGACAAAACAGUGUUGGUAGACCAUAGAGGUAAUGAACUGCACCCAUUACCUGGUACUGCAAAAGCUAAGGAGAAGGUGAGAGUCGGCGGGAUCAGCAAAUUGGUUGGCCCUGGAAAAGAAAACGUGACAGGAAAAGCUUCCUUGAGCUUGAAUUGCAGCAGCAGAGGGACUAAACUGGAUGUGCCACGAAAGGGUGACAAAACAGUGUUGGUUAGACAAAAGGGAAAAACCAGCAGUCCAACCGAGGGGAGGCAUUCAGCAAAUUUGACUCAGAGGAGACACCUCCGAUAAACAAAGCAUUGCUGGACAGUACAUAUACUGUAAACGUAAUUUCUCUAUCAGAGAAACGUGAAAUUUCAUCCCAAUUCUGUUGCUUCCAUGUCAAACUUACCAUAUUCAGGGGCCUUUUUUUUUUGGCUGGCCAUGCUUGGCUUUCUUUCGUACAGGUGCCAUGGUUUUUUUCACUCAGGCCUUGCUAUUUGAGCAUAUACGAAAUAGCUGACACUCUUCCCACGUCCACCAAGUUGACUUUUAUCAAAUGGAUUGUUUAGGGCCUUGUGCCCUUUUUAACCGGCUAAGCAGAUGAUAAAUAAGCUGUCAAGCCAUUCUGUUGGCGAGUCAUAUUUUAUAUGGCCACCGUCAGUUUUCAAGCAGCUUUCAUUUUUUUUUUAAUUCCAGCAGGCUGUCUUAACAGUAACCUUGCAAUUAACUCUUGUAUAUUUAUCUGGAUUGUAACUUACUUGCGUAAGAGGAACAAGACCCCACUUGAUUAUGUAAUGAAAAGAUCUCAAAGCUGCUUCACAUUA